AUGACAACCAACACGCCCCCGAUUACCUGGGGUCAUGAACUUCUCAUAAAGCCGCCAAAUAAAACCAAGCGACAACUUACAGAGACCAUCUGUCGCAACGCUAUUUCGGAAGACCUUCGGUUCCAACAAUAUGCAGAGAUGUCCAUUUGGGUCUGUCUGCACACCAGCAAAGACCCUGUCCUGCAUAUCACUGUGCGCCUCAAGACCUCACAACAACUCCUCAAUGGUAGACAGUUUGUCGCCCAUAUUUACCGGCCCUGUGAAGACAUGCCACCGCAGAUUUUCGGCGAAGAUCGUGAUGACGAGGCGAGGAGUCGACGUCCACGUCGACAUCGAUAUCGACGGAAUCGAAACGCGCAACAAUAUCGCUGA
This is a messenger RNA of Aaosphaeria arxii CBS 175.79, 372 nucleotides long. RefSeq lists its product as uncharacterized. The coding region runs from base 1 to 372 and encodes 123 amino acids. The record is from RefSeq and is a predicted model, not a curated record. Lineage: Eukaryota; Fungi; Ascomycota; Dothideomycetes; Pleosporales. The transcript has a single exon.